Messenger RNA from Aspergillus campestris IBT 28561, 2029 nucleotides. Its product is annotated as CCR4-NOT core DEDD family RNase subunit POP2. The record is from RefSeq and is a predicted model, not a curated record. NCBI's taxonomy places the organism in Eukaryota, Fungi, Ascomycota, Eurotiomycetes, Eurotiales, Aspergillaceae. Gene Ontology annotation, molecular function: poly(A)-specific ribonuclease activity; nucleic acid binding. Bases 105 to 1598 code for a protein of 497 amino acids. Gene Ontology annotation, cellular component: P-body; CCR4-NOT core complex; CCR4-NOT complex. The transcript has 2 exons.
UUUCCUUCCCACAUCGCAACCUCCCUCGGCCACUACUGACCUUCCCUCUCUGUGUGUCAAUAUCAAAUGCAUGACCCGCCCUCCGCAUCUUCCUCAACUACACGAUGCCCCCUCCCGUCGGCAGAUACGGGCCCACUGGCCUAGGGGCUCCUUAUUCCCAUUUACAACAGGCCCAUUUGCAACAGCAACAGCAGCAGCAGCAGCAGCAGCAAGCCCAGCACCAUCCGGCCCAACACCAUCCGGCCCACGCCCAGUCGGCCAACACAGCUCUCCCGCCUCCCUCCCUGGGUGGUCACCCGGGAUUCGCCGCCGGGAAUCCCAACACUAAUAUCAAUCCCUUCACGCUGUCCGGCACCGGAAUCGCUAAUGGCAUGUCGGUCGCUGCGUUUGGGGGUGAUGGCGGAGGCACGGGCCUCGCCAGCCAUGCGGCGCAAAUGGGCUUCGCGAGAGGGGCCCAGAUGCAGCAACAGCAGCUACAUCAGGCCCACGAUGGCCGGUUAGCGUUGGAGUCGAAGGCCGGUGCCGUCAAGACGAGGAUUCGCGACGUGUGGAAGCACAAUCUGGCGCAGGAGAUGGCCGUGUUGAGGCAACUGGUGGAGAAAUAUCCGUAUAUCAGCAUGGACACCGAAUUUCCUGGCAUUGUUGCCCGCCCUAUCGGUACCUUCACGAAUAAAGCAGACUACCACUACCAGACCCUCCGGUGUAAUGUCGACCUCUUGAAGAUGAUUCAGCUGGGGAUCACUCUUUUCUCCCCCGAGGGAGAGGUGCCCCCGCCCAAUGCCACGGAUGGGAAUGGCCAGCCUCUCGGGAACAGCCUGGCCCCGGCUCCGUGCACCUGGCAGUUCAACUUCCGGUUUUCCCUGGAGGACGACAUGUAUGCGCAGGAGUCGACGACCAUGCUGGCCAAGGCGGGUAUCGAUUUCAACAUGCACGAUAAGAACGGGAUCGACCCGUUGGAAUUCGGGUCGCUGUUGAUCAGCUCGGGCCUCGUGUUGCUGGACGAUGUCCACUGGGUGUCCUUCCACUCGGGCUACGAUUUUGGCUACCUGAUGAAGAUCAUGCUCUGCCGAUCGCUGCCCGAGACCGAAGAGGCCUUCCACAAGCUGCUCAAUAUCUUCUUCCCGUCCCUGUAUGACAUCAAAUACCUGAUGAAGCACGCGGGACGCAAUCAAGCGGUCAACGACUCUCCGCUCACCCCAGCUGCAAUGCAGAUCCUCGCCAGCUUGGGUCAAAAAUCGGGGCUGCAGGAUAUUGCGGACGAACUCGGCGUGAAGCGGGUGGGCAUUGCCCAUCAGGCCGGGUCCGACUCGCUCGUCACCGGCGAGAUUUACUGGAAGAUGCGUCAGCUGGUCUUUAACGGCACGAUCGAUGAGUCCAAGUACUCCGGGCAGAUCUGGGGUCUUAAUGGCCAGAUGCCGUCGUUGAUGUACCACAUGCAGCCCCAUCAAACGCCCAAUCUCAAUGGUGCCACGAUCUAUUCCGCUGCCGGCACGCCGGGCACGCCUAAUGCUGGAAAUCAGACUCCCCAGCACAUGGGUGCCAUGACUCCUGGCGGGGUUGGUGGAGUGCUCGGUGCGUUCCAAAUCGGCAAAGCAUGAGGUUUUCUUCCUCCCUGCUUCUCGUUGAUUUGAUUUCUCGUCGGCUCCAUUCAGUCUCUUUCCUAGACUACGUCUCCAGUUGGCGACUACAUCUACACUGAUCAGUUGCACGCUUCCCUGUUCAUUUUGGCGUUGGUAGCCACCUUCGUCGAUGACUUUUUCUUUUAUACAUUCUCUUUUCUGUUACGUUUGGGCCAACGGAUUGUGGGUUCGAUGCGAUACGAUGGUUGUACAUAGCAUAAGGCAUUGCUCACCAUGGGUGCCUCGUUUGGUUUCUUCUGCGUUUGCUGCUUGGUCGUGCGUUUCCUGGUUCGUCCAUGGGGUUUGUCCCCUGGAAUGUCUUCGCGUUUGUCUCCGGAGGCGGGUGUUUGUGAGGAGUGCAUGGUGCUUUUCUCAUUGCCAUUUGUGUUUUUUAAGGUGGCCGGAAUGGU